This is a messenger RNA of Drosophila ficusphila, 626 nucleotides long. RefSeq lists its product as uncharacterized. The transcript has a single exon. Lineage: Eukaryota; Metazoa; Arthropoda; Insecta; Diptera; Drosophilidae. The coding region runs from base 179 to 547 and encodes 122 amino acids. The record is from RefSeq and is a predicted model, not a curated record.
UGGAAGUUUUGUUUUUGAGUAUCUGGAGUUAUUAGGAAAAUGGGUUUCGGUGUGGGGUUUCUGUUAGUUUUUGCGCUGCGAUGAUUGAAUGGGGGCAAUUACAGGGAACCAGCUGGAAGCAAUAGCAAUACUCGCUUAAAAGGCUUUUGAAUAGCUUCAGUUGCCUUUUGUUCGUACGAUGAUCGAGUUGAAGUUUCUCUAUUUGCUGCUGCUGCCAGCUGUAUUCAUGAUUUCUUUGAUGACAACUGGCUUUGCAGAGGAACACAUUUUGAGCCAUGAAGGUGACCCGGAUCCGGGUCGCAUGAAGUACAUUUGGAAUCCGUUUCCGGGUAUCUGCGGCGAGAACGCUUCUAUGGCGAGAUGUGCUGGAGUCUGUCCUGAAACCUGUGCCUUCAAAUCGCUCAAGUGCCCCAGCUAUUGCGGUGUGAAUUGCAAAUGCAAACCUGGAUAUGUCUUUGAUGAAAAGCUUCUGCUCUGCGUUUUAAAAUCUGACUGUCCUCAAGAUAUUGAACAGCAAGUUGUAGACACUCAUCGCGUGUUUCAGUAGAAUUUGAAUAAGUUUGUCUCUAUCGGUUUACAAUUUGUAAUAAUUCUAUAAUGGCAAAAUAAAGAUUUCAUUUCCCUUA